AUGACCCCUCACGAAGAGGCUCGGCACUACCACGAGCACGUCUACUACAAUGCGCCCCCUCCGCCGCAUCAUACUCCCAGCCACGACGGCUCGCUCACACAUGAGGCACUCGCGGGCGCGGCGGGUUUCGCGGCUAUGGAUGCGUACGAGUCGCACCUCCGCGCAACUGGUCAGCCCGUGUCUCAUCCUGUCAUGAAGGAGAUUCUCGCCGCGGCAGCUGCGGCAGAGGUGGAGAAGCUCGUCGGGACUAAGGGCCUCCCCGUAUCUCGACCGCCGCAGGGCAAAGAAGAUGGCCGAGGAGCAAGCGUAAUGGACCGGCUCAAGCGUUUUAUGGGUAUGGUGGUAGUGGCGCGCAAUACGGCCAGGAUUACCCUCCGCCAUCAGUAUAUGGUCAGGGACAUUGGUAGUUGCGAAGUGCAUGGGCGGUGGUGUCACUUUAAGCUUAAGUCGUAA
Messenger RNA from Peniophora sp. CBMAI 1063, 453 nucleotides. The record is from the annotation of a GenBank genome assembly. NCBI's taxonomy places the organism in Eukaryota, Fungi, Basidiomycota, Agaricomycetes, Russulales, Peniophoraceae.